AUGACCACAGAAAAGAUCGUCCCGACCGAUCGGGAGCUGCAUAAUAUCGAGCUGAAUAAUCCCGAUGUUGUCGAGCUGACUCGUCAGGCCGAGGAGAGUGAUGCCGCCGAUCGUUUGCUGACGGUCCGACAGGCUCUGGGCAAGUACAAGAAAGCCGUGUUCUGGGCCAUGUUUUUAUCCACUAGUUUGAUUAUGGAGGGCUACGACUUGGUUAUUAUCACGUCGUUUUACGGCCAGACACAAUUUACAAAUCGGUUCGGAGUCGCUGAUCCCACCACUGGCAUCAAAUCUAUCCCUGCAUCCUGGCAAUCCGGUCUCUCCAACUCGGCGGUCGUUGGCCAACUUGCCGGACUUGUCGCUAAUGCAUACACCCAAGAUCGGUUUGGCUGUCGCCCGACUCUGAUGUUUUUCAUGUGCUGGAUGAUGGUCAUGAUCUUCAUUCCUGUCUUUGCGCCCUCGCUGCCAGUUCUGGCCUUUGGAGAGGCAAUGUGUGGUGUUUCAUGGGGUGUGUUCCAGACUCUGUCCACGACCUACGCAUGCGAAGUUGUUCCUACCGUGCUUCGCCCAUAUGUCACUGCCUAUGUCUGUAUGUGCUGGGGAGCUGGUAUUCUUCUUUCCUCUGGCGUGGUCCGAGCUGUCGCGGGUGUAGACGGUGAUCUAGGAUGGAGACUUCCUUUUGCGCUGCAGUGGAUCUGGCCAGUCCCUCUAUUCAUUGGUGCAUACUUCGCUCCCGAGUCUCCCUGGAAUGCAGUCAGGCGAGGCAAAUUGGAUCUCGCAAGAAAGAGUCUGCUGCGGCUUCACCAGGACACGCCGGAGAAGGAGCGUGAGGUAGAUGCUACUCUUGCUUAUAUCAGACAUACUACCGAGCUGGAGAAGGCAGAGACUGCUAACGCGAGCUUUUUGGAAUGUUUCAAGGGACAGAACUUGCGCCGCACUGAAAUUAAUUGUGUUGUAUGGGCAGCUCAGAUCCUUUGUGGAAAUGCUCUUCUCGGAUACUCCGUUGUUUUCCUCGAGGCAGCUGGGUUCUCUGAGCUCCAGGCCUUCGAUGUCAACAUUUCCCUUUCGGCCUGCUAUAUCAUCGGCGGCAUUAUCUGUUGGCUUAUCUUCCCUCAUCUCGGUCGCGCCACCAUCUACAUGGGCGGCAUGGCUUUCAUGUUUGUGUGUCUCAUGGUGAUUGGAGGUCUUGGCUGGGUCGAAUCCAAGUCUGCGCAAAUGGCCAUCGGAGUCUUACUGGUGAUUUCGACUCUAUGUAACAUGAUCACAGUGGGCCCGGCUUGUUAUCCUAUUGUUGCCGAAACACCCUCUGGCCGAUUAAGAUACAAGACGAUUGUCAUUGGCAGGUUUGUCUACAACCUGACUGGUAUUGUCCACAAUAUCAUCACGCCUCGCAUGAUUUCUGCGACCGCGUGGAAUUGGGGCGCCAAGGCUGGAAUCUUCUAUGCUGGAACGAACCUCCUUUGUAACAUCUGGUGUUGGUUCCGCCUCCCAGAAACCAAGGACCGUACCUUUGGUGAAAUUGACUUGCUCUUUGAGAAUCGGGUCCCAGCAAGGAAAUUCAAGUCAACCAAAGUUGAGCAAUUCUCUCAUCAAACGGACAUGAAGAUCAAGUCUGAAUUGGCUGGAGGUCAGGCUGAACAUGUAGAGACCUUCGCCUGA
This is a messenger RNA of Penicillium nucicola, 1656 nucleotides long. Its product is annotated as putative MFS alpha-glucoside transporter. Gene Ontology annotation, molecular function: carbohydrate:proton symporter activity. Lineage: Eukaryota; Fungi; Ascomycota; Eurotiomycetes; Eurotiales; Aspergillaceae. Bases 1 to 1656 code for a protein of 551 amino acids. Gene Ontology annotation, biological process: transmembrane transport; carbohydrate transport. Gene Ontology annotation, cellular component: membrane. The record is from RefSeq and is a predicted model, not a curated record. The transcript is spliced from 6 exons.